CACCUCGGUAAGCCCUAGCUUGUUUCUAGUGCCUCUUCCUCAAAAAAUCAAGUGAGAUUUAGUUCUUUUUCCCCCUCCCAAGUUUGAUUUAGGGCUUUGUAGGCUUAUGACUCUACAACCAUGAUCAAUCGAGAUCUUGCUGUUGUUGCCUUCUCUCCAAUUCUUGGUCCGUGUCGGGUAACUAGAGUAUGUAGGAGAUUGCCAUUCUUAGCAUCUUUCGGUUCUAAGUCACCUUCAUCUCCUUGAAACCUUGAAAUUCUUGCUUGUUGUAUAGCUACAAGAUAAGCCGCGCGUUUCUGCUCUUCUUCUUCUCCCCUGCAGCUGAACAAGAGCCAAGCCACCGACACACCCACCCUUUUGAGAACGGUAAAAAGCUUGAUCUUUUUCCCUUCUUUUCUUGUUCAAGAAUAAGAUUUAGAACCUUGAAAUCUUUCCCUUCUGCAAAAAAUCCCAGAUCUGCUCUAUUCCUUCCUCUUCGUUCGCUGCUCUGCUAUGUGGGUGUGAUUUUUUCAGGUUUCUGAUCCCCUGAUUUCUCCUUCCAUUCCUGUAGGCCUCCCCCAAACCCGCCAACUCUGGUUUGCUUGCUGAAUUUUUCGGUUCUUGAUUGUUCUGUCACCCUAGCACUUGGAGUGAAUUUUCUGUGUUAUGCAAUUGAGGAAGUGAAUCCCGAGGCCUGGUUAACCAGGGGGAGUGAUGUGCUAGAAGGCUAGUCAAUAUUUUGGACUUAGAUCCUUUUUGGGCUUAGGCAGUUAGCCACACAUGCUUGUCAUAGAUGUGAAAUGAUAAAUCUUUUUUUUUUUUUAUACUGAAUUUUCCUUGGUUAUAGCCAUGACUGUUUUAUAAACUUUUGUACAUCUGGACUAGUAAAUUUUUUGGAAAUGG
This is a messenger RNA of Rubroshorea leprosula, 882 nucleotides long. The record is from the annotation of a GenBank genome assembly. Lineage: Eukaryota; Viridiplantae; Streptophyta; Magnoliopsida; Malvales; Dipterocarpaceae.